This is a messenger RNA of Ceratitis capitata (Mediterranean fruit fly), 567 nucleotides long. RefSeq lists its product as uncharacterized. The transcript is spliced from 2 exons. The coding region runs from base 1 to 567 and encodes 188 amino acids. NCBI's taxonomy places the organism in Eukaryota, Metazoa, Arthropoda, Insecta, Diptera, Tephritidae. The record is from RefSeq and is a predicted model, not a curated record.
AUGAGGAUAUCAAGCAUAUUCGGAGCAAUAUUAACAACCCUUUGUCUACAGUUCUAUCUAAAAAAUGCACUGGCUAAGAGCAACUUUGAAAUCAUCUACAGUGAAAUCAACUGCACCGCACACGAUCCAAAGGGGUAUUUAGCAAAAUUAUCGUGUCGCACAGGUAAAAGUUUGAAACUCAGUAGCUUAACAGUAGAAUUUCAAUUCAAAAAGGACAUCAAAUAUUUUGGUUUGGAUCUCCGCGUCAUAUUACCAAGACAAUCCACGGAUUUUACACUACUCAAUUUAACUCACGUCAAUGGCUGUCAACUAAUGGCGAAUAAACUACAAGUUCCCCUUAUGCAACUUGUACUGGGCUCACUAAAUCGCUAUGGAAAUUUAAUGCAGGGUUGUCCAUACAAACGUGACACACUGUAUUACAUUCGUGGCUUUCGCAUGGAUUUGAAUGCCAUGCCAGCGUUUGCAUUUGAUACAGGUAUGAAGUCGUGGCUGUCUUUUCGACACGAAGGUGACGUACUUUAUACUCUGUUCGUGAAUAGUCGGAUACAGCUGCGGCGUAGUGGUUAG